This is a messenger RNA of Parascedosporium putredinis, 780 nucleotides long. The record is from the annotation of a GenBank genome assembly. Lineage: Eukaryota; Fungi; Ascomycota; Sordariomycetes; Microascales; Microascaceae.
AUGUCGAACGAGAACCCGUCAAGGUUCGUCACCCAAAACAAGACGACGCACGAGCGGCUGUCGACCACCACCGUCGGUCUCGUCAAGCUUUCCGACUUCCGAAAGCGCCGUGCAGAGCCGGACGCCUGUCUCGGGAAAUGUGAGUGGGGACACGGGCAGCGGUUCCGAGCAACCGGCGAAGAAGCUGAGGCAGAAGAAAAGAAGAAGGUCGGUGCCACAAAGCUGUCGUUUGGCGACGAUGAGGAGGAGGAGGGCGCGGAAGACUCGCUCGGAAACAACGGCGCCAGCCCGAAGAAACCUAAGCUCGAGGCCAACGCGUCUGUGGGCAUCGUGCCAAAGACCCUCACCAAGGCUGCCAUCAAGCAGGAGGCAGCCGAGCGAGAGUCUCUCCGACGAGAGUUCCUUCAGAUCCAGGACGCAGUCAAAGCGACCGAAAUCGCCGUACCCUUCGUCUUUUAUGACGGAACCAACAUUCCCGGCGGGGUUGUCCGCGUGAAGAAGGGCGAUUUUGUCUGGGUCUUCCUCGAUAAAAGCCGCAAAGUUGGUGCCGAAAUGCAGGUGGGGAGACAAGGUCACCGCACGCAAGCAAUGGGCAAGAGUGGGCGUGGACGAUCUCGUCCUCGUCCGGGGAAGCAUCAUCAUCCCACAUAUCGGCGCUGGUAUGAACGUAAUAAGCACAUAUAUCCAGCAAGCCUCUGGCAAGAGUUCGAUCCUGAAAAGGACUACCAAAACCAGAUUCGAAGAGAUCUGGGAGGCAACGCCUUCUUCUACUCCAAGUGA